AUGGAAUACACCAAAAACAGAUUGACUACAACUGUGGAAAGAAAUGGUGAAAAUCAAGCUGAGGAGACUUGGAGCUGCUACACCUUUCCCACCAACAGUUCAAGUCCUAAAUUAGGGUGGGACAAGUUGGUCAAGGUAUGGAACCUGGCUAACUGCAAGCUGAAAACCAACCACAUUGGCCACACAGGGUAUCUGAAUACUGUGACUGUCUCUCCAGAUGGUUCCCUUUGUGCUUCCGGAGGCAAGGAUGGCCAGGCCAUGCUCUGGGACCUCAAUGAAGGCAAGCACCUCUAUACCUUAGAUGGUGGGGACAUCAUCAAUGCUCUAUGCUUCAGCCCCAACCGCUACUGGCUCUGUGCUGCCACAGGCCCUAGCAUCAAGAUCUGGGACUUGGAGGGUAAGAUCAUCGUUGAUGAACUCAAGCAGGAAGUUAUCAGCACAAGCAGCAAGGCAGAACCGCCCCAGUGCACCUCUUUGGCAUGGUCUGCUGAUGGCCAGACCCUGUUUGCUGGCUACACAGAUAACCUGAUGCGUGUGUGGCAGGUGACCAUCGGCACUCAGUAGAAAUUUAUGGCAAAGUUUUA
This is a messenger RNA of Chrysochloris asiatica (Cape golden mole), 584 nucleotides long. Its product is annotated as guanine nucleotide-binding protein subunit beta-2-like 1-like. Bases 1 to 564 code for a protein of 187 amino acids. Gene Ontology annotation, biological process: positive regulation of protein phosphorylation; rescue of stalled cytosolic ribosome. Gene Ontology annotation, molecular function: ribosome binding; translation regulator activity; protein kinase C binding. Gene Ontology annotation, cellular component: nucleus; cytosol. Lineage: Eukaryota; Metazoa; Chordata; Mammalia; Afrosoricida; Chrysochloridae. The transcript has 2 exons. The record is from RefSeq and is a predicted model, not a curated record.